Messenger RNA from Ectocarpus siliculosus, 2061 nucleotides. NCBI's taxonomy places the organism in Eukaryota, Phaeophyceae, Ectocarpales, Ectocarpaceae. The record is from the annotation of a GenBank genome assembly.
AUGUCGGCAGCAUUUCCUGAGUUCGACGAGGUGUGGCGUUGGGACGGAUGGACAACUCUUGAUGAGCAUACCAAUGAUGGUGCGGUGGACUUGGACGGCAAUGUCGUGCUCGUGGGGUCACAAGGCUACGCGGCCGCAGAAGACCUUCUCGAUGACACUUUCGUAGAUGCCUAUUCCGGAGAUUUUGCCGCCGUCAAGUUGGAGGGCGCGUCAGGCGAAGUGCUGUGGACUUGGACAGCUUCCUCUUUGGGGAGCGAAGCGGAUAUGUUUCUCGCAGUGGACACUGACAGCAACAACGAUAUCGUCAUGGGAGGUCGGACGGAGGGGUACUGGUCAUCGUCCAACCCCGACAGUGUCGCACAUAUAGCGGUCGUGAAGCUUGAUGGGGGUACGGGGGAUGAGAUAUGGAGGUACCAAGAACACCCUCCGGACUCGUACACGUCUUUGGGAAGUUAUUUUUAUUACGGUUACGGCAGCGUGAGCGGUGUGGCUGUCGACGGCGACGAUAAUUGCCUUUUGGUGGGCCAAACCUAUGGCAGCCUGGUCUACGGCGAGGGUGACCCUGGAGAUUCUGAUUUCUUCGUCAUCAAGCUAGACGGGACGGACGGUAGCGAGAUCUGGACAGUACAAGGCGGAGAGUCGGCGAGCUUUGAUUCAUUGCACCACGUAAAGGUGGACUCGGGCGGAGAUCUGAUCGUCGUCGGCAUAGGUGGAGACGAAGACGCGGUGAAUGUUGUCGUGGUGAAGUUCAGCGGCACCGACGGCGCGGUUCUCUGGGAAUAUUCACCUGUCACGUCGUCCACUCAUGAUGUUCCCGCGUCGGUCGACGUUGACACCCAGGACGAUGUGUAUAUUGCUGGCGGCUACGAUGCCCUGAAUCUGCAGGGCACUCUAGCAGAAACUCCGGUGGUGCUGAAGCUAGACGGGGCGACAGGCGAUGUCGUGUGGACCUACGAGGGCGUAGCCACAUCGAGCGCUGGGUUCCGAUCCGUAGCCGUGGAUCUCACCACGGGGUGGGUUGUGGGUGCUGGCUGGACGACGGGGACCUGGUUGACGGGUGCAGCUCAAGGCGGCUAUGACUUCGCGGCGGUGGUGCUAGAUGGGGUCACUGGAGAUGAACUAGGGCGCUACCAGGAUGGUACCACCGAUGACGACAGUCUUAAGUUCGUUGGAUUUGAUUCUGUUGGGGGCUUAAUCUUGGGGGGAUCCUGGACGGACACCGGCGAAGCUGAGUUCGUCGCGAUCAAAUUUGCACCCUUCGAACUUGUAGCGCCUACACCGGCCCCUACCCUCCCUCCAACGCUCGCGCCAACGCUCGCCCGAACACCCGCGCCAACGGUCGCUCCAGUCACCUUGGCUCCCAUGACGACUCCUUCCCCUCUAGCCAUAUCGGCGGAUGCGGGCGAUCCAACACCUGCUCCGUUUCAGUUGAACCAACCACCCCAAACCACCGAGUCUCCAGUCGGCCGUGGCUUAACGACACCGGCCCCGACAACUUCGGCGGCUGCUGCAGCAGUGCUCUCCGAGUGGGAGAUUGCGGCCAUCGCAGGCGGGGGGUCGUUCCUCCUUCUACUCCUCGGGCUCUGCCUUUUCUGCUUCAGACGCAAGCGCCCUGAAGGUCAGCAAGGUGCAGCCAAAGGUGCAUCGCGACCUCUUCCAGUGGAAGGUUUCGGCGGUUUGAGUGUGCAAGGCGAAAUUCUUCAACCUCGACCGCCAGUCAAAGCGAGCGGAGUGGCAGAGUUUGCACCUCCUGCACCUCCUGCUCCAAAGACACCCCUGCCCCCACCGGCAGAACCCCCUCUCCCGCCACCACCGGCCUACAACUCGCCACCCCUUCCACCGCCUGAAGUUGUUGCCACCGAGACCGAGGAGGUUCCGCCACCGCCACCCUACGAGGAGAUGAAUGCCCCGGAGCCUGCGGCAGCCCCGGCUGAAGCACCAUGGGAACGACUAGCCAAGCGAGUGGCCCGCGUCCCCAGCAAGAAAGCGUUCGAACAGAACUACCGAAACAUUUCGGUCAGCCAGUACGCACCGUACGCACCGUCUACAACCAACCGGUAG